Miscanthus lutarioriparius is the source of this 711-nucleotide messenger RNA. Lineage: Eukaryota; Viridiplantae; Streptophyta; Magnoliopsida; Poales; Poaceae. The record is from the annotation of a GenBank genome assembly.
AUGAGCGCAACGACGACGACAGCUCCUGAUCUCUCCCUCCACAUAAGCCCUCCGUCACCACCGGCCGGCGGCGUCGAGAAGCCGCCGGAGCCGAGGCUGCAGCUGGGGCUGGAGCUCGACGACGACACCGUGGCGGCGGCCGCGGUGACGAAGAAGGUGGACGACGCGGCGGCGGCGGUGCAGGAGCACAACCUCCAGGUGCAGCGGCGCCAGCUGCACCAGCCGAGCCAGACGGCCCACGGGUUCAAGAAGAGCUCGUCUGGCACCGCCACCGCCGGCGGCGGCAGCGGCGGGAGGAGAAGCUCCAGAGCGCCGCGGAUGCGGUGGACCACCGCGCUGCACGCGCACUUCGUGCACGCCGUCGAGCUCCUUGGUGGCCACGAGAGAGCAACACCAAAGUCAGUAUUGGAACUGAUGAACGUGAAGGAUCUUACACUGGCACAUGUCAAGAGCCACCUGCAGGCAAAUGUACAGAACAGUGAAGGGCACACACAGAUCAUGUGGCCAAAUCAUAAUGCCAUGGCCAUGCCAGAGACAUGGUCCUUCUCAGAACAGGUGUUGUUGGUGAAGGGGAUGGCUUUUGAUGUUUUCAACAGCAACAACUCAGUCAACACCAUCCCUACCUUCAACAACAAUACUGAUAGGUUUCCACUGCUACAUUUCUUCUCAGAUGAAUUUAUUCUAUUAUAUGUACUGAUCAUCAGUAAAUAA